Molecule: messenger RNA, 935 nt
Organism: Hevea brasiliensis (rubber tree)
Lineage: Eukaryota; Viridiplantae; Streptophyta; Magnoliopsida; Malpighiales; Euphorbiaceae
Exons: 2
Coding region: 2-640 (212 amino acids)
Molecular function (GO): protein dimerization activity
Source: RefSeq, a predicted model, not a curated record
GAUGCCUACUUUUUGGACUAAUAUUGUUUAUAUCUUAAAGAUAUUUGGUCCAUUAGUUCGUGUGCUUAGAUUAGUUAAUGGUGAGAAAAUGCCUGCAAUGGGAUAUAUUUAUGAGGCGAUGGAUAGGGCUAAAGAAGCAAUUGCAAAGUCAUUUGAUGAAAAUGAAGAAAAAUACAGGACAAUUUUUGAGAUUAUUGAUAAACGAUGGGAAAGCCAACUCCAUCGACCUUUGCACGCAGCUGGAUAUUAUUUGAAUCCUGAAUUUUUUUAUUCAAAUGAGAAAAUUAAUGAAGAUGUUGAGGUUGUUACCAGUUUAUACCAAGUUGUAGCAAGGUUGAUUCCAAGCAAAGAAGAGCAAGACAAAAUAAUGGCACAAUUACCUUUUUAUCAAAAUGCUGAAGGUAUCUUUGGGAUGGAUAUGGCAAUUAGGAAUCGAAAGAAAGUAUCUCUAGCUACAUGGUGGCUAACUUAUGGAGCAACAACUCCAAAUUUGAGAAAUUUUGCUGUUAAAGUGCUUAGCCUCACUUGUAGUGCAUCUGGUUGUGAGCGUAAUUGGAGCAUCUCUGAGCAUGUAAGUGACAAAACAUCUCCCUUUAGAAUUAUACCUUUCAUUUGUUCUUUCAAAAAUUAUACUUAUUAAAAUUGUUAUAUUUUGCAGAUUCACAGUAAAAAAAAGAAAUAAACUAGCUCAAAAUCGCUUGAAUGAUUUGGUGUUUGUCAAGUACAAUCGGUCAUUAAAGCAUAGAUAUGAUGCACGUGACCGCAUUAACCCCAUCUCAUUGAAAGACAUUGAUUAUAGUAAUGAAUGGCUAAUGGGUCAAAUGGAGGAAGAGAUGGAUAGAGAUGAACUUGUUUUUGAAGAUGAUGAUUUGACAUGGAAUGUGGUUGCUGCAGCUACUGGAGCUGAAGAGAAUGCCUACAACACUAGAUUAAGU